Messenger RNA from Parascedosporium putredinis, 2082 nucleotides. The record is from the annotation of a GenBank genome assembly. NCBI's taxonomy places the organism in Eukaryota, Fungi, Ascomycota, Sordariomycetes, Microascales, Microascaceae.
AUGGCGUCGGGAUAUACUCUAGCCAACAGCUACCCGCCGCAAAACGACGGCAUGGCGGCGGUCAACCAAGGCGCGCCCUCCCCUACUACUACCCCCGCCGGACCCUACAACCCAGAGCCAAAUGCGUACAUGGGCGGCGGCGGCAUGCCGAUGAAGCCGCAGGAGCCGCCGCCGAGCGCCAGGCGGAAGAACAUAUUCGCUAGGUUCGGCAGCUACCUGAUGCUGCUCCAGCUCGUCUCCAUCGUCCUCCUCGUCGUCGCCGUCGGGCUUCUAUCGUGGAUCUGGCUGUGCUCGCGCGAGAACGAGGCCUGGCGCAAGCUCUUCCUCGGCCCUUACGCCAUCCGCAUCAUCACCACCGUCGCCGUCUUCAUCCGCUUCGCCCUGUCGUCCCUGAGCUCCGUCGUCACCGCCAUGCUCGCGGCCGUGGCCAUCGAGAGGGCCGGCGUGCCGCUGGACAAGAUCGCCGUCCUCUCCAUCGCGCGGUUCACCAACAGCGGACCGCAGGCGCUUCUCAAGUCCGCCGCGGGCGGUCGCACGUUUACGCUGCCCGCCACCGUCCUCAUCGCGCUGCUCGCCGCGUGCACCAUUGCCUCGCAGUUCACGUCCACUAUCCUCCUCUCCGACGUGCGCAUCGACGGCGUCAUGGGGUUUCUCACCCCCACGCCCAUGAACUACACCUUUAGCGGCCUUUCCCUGCAGGAUCCCGUGCGGGCCAAUAGCAUCCCCUACCGCAUGAUCAUGCCCAACACCUUUGAGACGUUUGCCGAGUACGCCGAGCCCGAGAACCGCCUCGUGUCCGACACCGUCGACGAUACCGGCCCCUUGUGGCGCGCUUUCCUGCCCAUCUCCGACCCGGACGUGCGUCAGUCCAUCGGCGAGUACGAGGGAUUGGGCUACGUCAACGACUUCCGGACCACGUGCGUGCGCCCCAAGAUCACCGACAUCAAGGAGUGCAAACCCAUCAUGACCGAUUCGACGAUUGAGUUUUGCGGUAAUGGUACCAUCGACGACGUCUUGCCUCUUCCCUUUCCCGGCCCCAAGAACUUCCAGUUCCGCUGCUCCAUCCUCGCCGACGAGAUGGGUUCGACUCUCUCCUACGGCGUGUGCUCGCCGACCGGGGCCCAGCCCAGGUACUCGAGUUUGGAUCCCAGGUACUACCACGAGGCCACCGGCGAAGACGCCUUGAAGUAUGCGCCCGGCUACGUCUUCAUCGGCAUGCGCGAUACCUUGAGCAAGGCCACCGAAAGCGAAUUCUACUCGGAGUCGACGACGCCGCCUACCGAUUCCGGAGUGUGGAUCCCCUUCAAGGUCACCGAGGACGGUACCGGUGGUACCGGUGGCAAGACCACCAGGCCUGCGUCGUCGUUGAGGGACUUUAUCGGCGUCAUGACGUUUUGCACGCACCCAGUCUACACCCAGAAACCCCUGGUCAGACACCUCAACAUCUCCGCCUCCGGCCCUCCGCAGAACCGCAAGAUGGAGCCGGGCGCCCUGCAAUGGGACUCGGGCGCCGCCAUGUACAGGCACGAAGACGUACAGAGGCAGCUCGGCGCGACAAAGGACAGCGUGAGCCUGGACGACCGCGGCAUCCUCGCCAUGGACAAGGACAGCUUCUACGACAACCUCGAAAAGGUCAAGAAGAUGAGCCUCAACAACACCGAGGGUUUUGGUAAUGACACGACCACCUACAUGGAAUCCGCGCUUCGCGUGCCCCUCUCCAUCAGCGUGCUCUACUGCUCCGGCUGCCCGCAGACCGACGACGUCCUGCUGUCCAGCAUUUUUCUGCACGGCCUCGCCGUCAACACCAUCCUCAUGCGGCAAAUCUACCACAGCUUCGCCAACGCUUUUACCCAGCCCUCCGUGUCCGAGCUCGCCCUUAUCCAGGCCGCCUCCGCGCCCGUAAGCCGCACGGGCUACAUCAUCGUCAUGGGCCUCAUCGCCGCCCAGCUCGUCAUCUACUUGCUGGUGUGGCUCAUGUUUUCUCGCACAAAGUACAGCGUCCUGCACAACUCUUGGUUGACGAUUGCUCAGGUGUCCGAGACGCCCGAGGCGGCGCCGCUGCUGGCUAGGGCGGGGAGAUGA